CUUAUGCUGACGGAGCGGAGCCAGCAGCGCUAGGAUGGUGCUGCUGGAGAGUGAGCAGUUCCUGACGGAGCUGACCAGGCUCUUCCAGAAGUGCCGGUUGUCGGGCAGCGUGUUCAUCACCCUGAAGAAGUAUGAUGGUCGAACUAAACCCAUUCCAAGGAAGGGUUCUGUGGAGGGCUUUGAGCCCUCAGACAACAAGUGUCUGUUAAGAGCUACUGACGGGAAAAAGAAGAUCAGCACUGUGGUGAGCUCCAAAGAAGUGAAUAAGUUUCAGAUGGCUUACUCAAACCUACUGAGAGCUAACAUGGAUGGGCUGAAGAAGAGGGACAAAAAGAGCAAGAGUAAGAAGAGCAAAGCAGCGCAGUGAAGGGCACCAGCUUCCCGCGUUCACCAGUUAACCACUGAAUUGCUAUUUUUCCUUUGGUUUUUCCUUUUGGCCACAAAGCUGGGUUUCUGAUUCCCCUACAAUAACUGUUUUCAUGUGAGAUUAGGGUCAUUUUUGGAUGGAAGAAGGGCUGCAGUGUUUACAGGGUAGUUACAAGAAGCCAGUUUAUUUUAUAUCUGGCUAAGUGGUCUGUGUUGUGUGGUUGUAUGUUUCUGGAUAAUAGUUUACAGUCUCUGUAGCCGUCUGUGAAGAGCACUGUAUCAUUAAACCUGUAUUUAUCAGU
Eubalaena glacialis (North Atlantic right whale) is the source of this 668-nucleotide messenger RNA. Its product is annotated as signal recognition particle 14 kDa protein. Gene Ontology annotation, biological process: SRP-dependent cotranslational protein targeting to membrane. Gene Ontology annotation, cellular component: signal recognition particle, endoplasmic reticulum targeting. Gene Ontology annotation, molecular function: 7S RNA binding; endoplasmic reticulum signal sequence receptor activity. The transcript has a single exon. Bases 35 to 367 code for a protein of 110 amino acids. The record is from RefSeq and is a predicted model, not a curated record. Lineage: Eukaryota; Metazoa; Chordata; Mammalia; Artiodactyla; Balaenidae.